GCUGUUGUCAGAAAGGAUGAGAAAUAUUGAACGUAUUGCCACGUUCUUUUUAGUUACGUCAAAAUAUAUAUAGUACAGGAAAAAUAGUUUAGGGUGGAAAACAAAGAUGACUUUAACAUGAAGUGAUUGUUUGACUGAUUCAAUAUUAAAAAAUGCAAAGACGAAGGGGUCGAGAUCCUAUGGACAAUCUUGAACUUGGAAAUCAAAUAAAUUUAUCAGGAUCAAUUCCUAUGCGAAAAUUAACCAGAAUGAAAAUUGUUAAAUACUUAAUUUUGAUUUUAGUAGCAGUACUUAUUCACACAUCUUACAGACUUUUUUGGAAGAGUCACGAAAAUGUUGUAGAUGUACCACAAACUAGACCGACAGUAAAAGAUGAUCACGAGAAACAAGUAGAUGAAGAAAUCGAUGACUUCAAAGCUAGAUCGGGUAACAAUGAACAUUUAUAUCAGGAUUCAUUGAAGGAAGAAAAACAAGAAAUAUCUCGAUUAAAAGAAAAAAGAAAAAGAUAUGAAAGUUUUAAAAAAUCAAUAGACAAAGCUAAAAAUGAAAUUCACAUUGAAAGAGCUGUUGAUACCAACAACAUUGUGGACUUGGACAAAUCAGACCAGUCCAAAGAUGAGAUUAAACAAGAAAAUAAAGACAAUAUAAAACAAGAAAAUACAGACGAUAUAAGACAAGAAAAUAAAGACGAUAUAGUACACUUAGAACAAUUAGAAAUUGUUGAAGAUAAGCAACAAGAGGCAAAAGAAUUGGAAAGAGAACAUAAUAUUGAAAGCAAAAUAGCAGAAAUUUUGGAUGAAGUGAAAUUAGUGUCAGAGGAAAAGAUAGAGGACGGAAUGAAGGUAGAUCUCGUUGCACUGAAGAGGGAAGAGGAAGAGUUGAAGAAGGCAGAGAAAUUCAUUGACAACAAACCAGCCGUAAUACCAUCACCAAACCCAGUUUUCUUGGAGAAAGCAAAUAAAGUCGUCGAAAAGAUGGAAGUGGAAAAUAAAGCCUCUAUGGAUGUGCACGAGGAACAUGGUAUCCCAGAAAUAGUCACUGCAGCAAAUAACAAAGAUUUCGAAGCAGUUAAACAGUUGGUUGUAUCUCUCCAGAAGUUCUAUCCAGAUAAGAAAAUUUACAUUUUUGACCUUGACCUUACAGAUAGACAGAGAAGACAUUUGAUGGCAGCAUGCAAUGUGAGAAUACGAGAGUUUUGGUCAAAUUUGUUCCCUGACUUCGUUUCCGUUUGGAAUCAUUAUCACUGGAAGCCACUUAUUAUUCAGACUGCUUUGGCGGAGUUUGGUCAUAUAAUGUGGAUAAAUCCUGGUUUCGUGGCAAUUUCGCCUGCUAUAAUGGAUGUGUUUAAAACAGCGGCUGAUCAUCAUGUGAGAGUUCUUGGUCAAAAUUCGCCACACACGACACACGCCGUAACCCAUCGUCAGAUGUACAAAUAUUUACCAACAGAUAGAAAGAAAUUGUAUCACACGCCACAUAUGGAAAUAUUUGCCUUAAUUCUUCACAAUUCCGAGAAUGUCAUUGAAAAAUUUAUGAAAUUACUGGUUGCCUGUGCGAUGGAACCAAAGUGCUUAGCUCCACAAUCAGCCAAAUGGAAGUGUGAUUUCGACUUUUCAGGAAAAGAGUAUGCAGAUUGUCAUAGAUACGAUGAAUCUGCUAUAAAUAUUCUCCUUAAAAAUUGGUUUGAUUUUGACAACUCGAAAAUAUUAAAAUCUGGGACCAUCUUUAGACCAUUUGACCGUGAUGAUAGGAUGCGUUUGAAAAUGUGCAGGGAUGAACAUGAUAUGAAAUAGAUUUAGGAGCAAAACACUUAGCAGAGCACUUCUACUUAAAUCACUUUUCAGUUGCUGUUAAUAUAUAUUUAAGACAAUUGUAUAUGGUUUAACAGCAUUUUUAUAAGAUACCAUAACAUUUCUGCUAAACAAACUGUAUGAACAGCUUUUUACAUCUACAUAUAUAUGUUUACAUGUACAUUUACAUGUACAUAUAUAUGUAUGAAGAUUUACAUUUACUUGGAACGUUGAAAGGAUUAUACUACUUAGUGUUUGCUGAUAUAGUUCACUUGUGUGGUAAAACAUUUUAAUAUUUUUCUCCGUGAGAAAAAAAAACCACUGUUAAAACAUACAAACGCUGUUCAGUGUUUUUAGAUGUGUAUUGUGCAAAAUCUUUCAUUUCUUAGCGAAGAGUGACCAAUUCUUCUGUAAAAUGAGAGGUCUAUUUUCUACCUUCUGGGAAAAACACAAUAUCAGCGGUCCAAAGUAGUUAUAUACAUGUGUCGCCUACGUAUUGAAUUUGUAUGACAGCAAGAGUAUUUUGUCAAAUAUCUUGUCCGCUACCACUUCAAUGAUAGAACAUGACUACAGUGACAGACACUACCUUGUCAAAACUAAUAAUGCGAUUACGAAUAUGCGGAUAAUUCCACCAUGGAAUGAGUACUACUGGUCAUUUUCAGGUUACAAAUGAAAUUUCGUUUUUAUACAGGACCAUGUUUUUAUUUGAUUAAAAUACGCCCAAAAUCAAAGGGUCCCAUAUACGCAGUGUGUUAUACUUAACCUUUUUAAACACCUGUUACAAUUUCUGUAAAAGUUCAUGCAUCCCUCCCCCCGCUCCCAAUGGACUCCUCAACCAGUGCCGCUACAUAACGAGUUCUUGCUUUAAUUUUCAUGGCUUCAGUACUCUGCUAGUCUCUAUAUACUGCACACAACCAAAAAUUUUAGUGUGGGACUAACGCAACCGAAAUUUAUUUUUUUUUUAUAAAAAGUCUGCAAAAUAUAAAAUAACAAGUUUUUCGCCUCUUUACGCCUGCUGAUUAAAUUCGGUGUCCCAACUAACCCCUUCUGAUAUGUCCCUCGCCUCUACACAGUACAAAUUUACACAAUUACUUUUUUCACAGUUUUAUUAGAACUGAACGUGUGUAUGUUAUAAACAUUAAGAUUUAUACGUGUUUACUACAACGAUAGGCUUUGCUAUUGAAAGCAGAGACGAGAAGAAAUCAAAUUCCCUUGUCAAUGAUACAUAUAAACGUGCACAAUGUGGGGACGAAUAGAAUGGACCUGUCAGAAAAGAGACUGUCCAUUUGAAUUUUACAAUAUCAGAAUGUUCAUUUAAAAAGUAUGUCAUAUCUAUUAUACAAGCUAUUCAUCUUCUAUAUAUAGACCUAUACGAGUAAGUGAAAACUUAUCUACAGAAAAAUAAUUGCAUAUCGAAAUGAUGAUUUAUGAAAUGAUGUGCCUUAUCAUGGCUUAUUUUUCGGAAUUAAUUAUAUGGGAAACAACCAUGAAGAAGCAAAAAGAUGAUAAAUAUGAUACAAUAUUGACACUAAUCAUACGUAUCAUAUAUAUGCCAUAAUAAAAAUAUAUUGAAUUGGUAGAAAAAAUCCUCAGGUUUCAAUAAUUUCCACUAAGUUUUGGAACUUUUCUCUGGAGGUCCUUCUAAUACUUUCUUGAUGAAAUCUGAAAGUGAAUAAUUACAAUUUCAUAAUAUUAACACUAUCAUUAACAUUUAAAUUAUCCAAACACGAAUGACUUUUGAAACUGUAAUAUCUUGAAACUUACGGAUUGUUUUACAAAUCCACUGAGGCUAUCUGUGUGAACAUCUGGCCACUGGUGGUGACAUAUUGUCUUUGACACAGAAGUCAAUGUAAUUGUGCUAAAACUAAGGCUUAAGAAAAGUAAGAUGAUGUUAGGCUCUUUUGAUUGUUAUGCUCUCAAAGUUUUUUUUCAGUAUUGACUUUCCAAACUUUUUGUCUAGAGCGUGUCUGAUGCCGGGUCAAACUAAAUCGCGUGUUGUGCGCUAUAUGAAAAUCAUUUCCCUAUAUGUUUGUUUUAACAAAGAUAUAUAACGAUAAUUUUUGUUUAAAUAAAAAGAUAACGAAAAAAUG
This is a messenger RNA of Mytilus californianus (California mussel), 3877 nucleotides long. RefSeq lists its product as uncharacterized. Lineage: Eukaryota; Metazoa; Mollusca; Bivalvia; Mytilida; Mytilidae. The record is from RefSeq and is a predicted model, not a curated record. Bases 153 to 1790 code for a protein of 545 amino acids. The transcript is spliced from 4 exons.